Messenger RNA from Anneissia japonica, 983 nucleotides. RefSeq lists its product as uncharacterized. The record is from RefSeq and is a predicted model, not a curated record. Lineage: Eukaryota; Metazoa; Echinodermata; Crinoidea; Comatulida; Comatulidae. Bases 216 to 953 code for a protein of 245 amino acids. The transcript is spliced from 3 exons.
UGCUGCCACCAAUCUCGAAUAAAUCAUCUGACAGUAACACCGGACGAAUCAACAACUCACCUGAAAUUCAGUAUGAGGAGGAAAGUGAGGAGGAGCAUGUUGACUUUCUGUCUCUUAGCAAAAAAUGCUUGCCACAGAUUCAGGCAGUUACUGAAGCAAAGGUGAGAGAGAAGGUUCAGAAGUUCCGUGACAUCACUGAGGACUCUCUUCAGCGUAUGAUGGAUCGCUUGGACUUUGACUGCUUCUUUGACAGUGAAUGGUCCUUCCCAGAAGACAGCAACCUCCAUCGUGCUGUUCUCCUGCGCAACCAUGCUCUUAACCAUGGCAUAAUCUACCGACUUAACAGGCGAAAAACCGAGAUAGCUAGAGACAUCGAGUCAAUGGAGAGCUUCCAACAGUUAAGCAGAAAACCAUCCCAAGUCAUGACACUUGAACACCUAGAGAAUGGAGAGAUCAAAACAAACAACAGAGUUUUAAUUUUUGACCAGAACAAGGGAAAGACCUUUGUACAUACAGGCGAUCGUGAAGUGAAACUUGGAAAUUCUAUCUUAUCUGCCAUCAACAACUGCAAAGCAAAGAAGCUUAAAAAAGUUUCUAACAAGAAAUGUGCUCAGAAAUCCAAGACCACACCAUGUAAGUCUGUAAGUCAACAAUGCCACAUUGGCCCACCAAAUGGCUUUGUGAAUAUACCAAUCCGCAUCCAGAACCUACCACCAAUCAAGGUCAACAGCUUAGGCCCAAGCAACGUCGUCCACAGCUUAGCUGCAACAAAGCUUACAACACUACCAACAGUUACUCAGCUUCCACCUCAAACUAAGCAGCCUCGACAUAAGACCACCAAAAACGAAACAACCACCAUGGAAAAAUUCAACCAAUCAAUCCAUGGAAAAAAGCUGUGUGGAACCAAGAAGCGUGGGCCACAAAAGGCCAGCAACAAUAAGCGUACGGAGUAAUUCCGUACGCUUUGCAAGGUGAAUGUAAGG